Opisthocomus hoazin is the source of this 2723-nucleotide messenger RNA. The record is from RefSeq and is a predicted model, not a curated record. NCBI's taxonomy places the organism in Eukaryota, Metazoa, Chordata, Aves, Opisthocomiformes, Opisthocomidae.
AUGGUGCAGAAGUAUCAAUCCCCCGUACGGGUGUAUAAACACCCUUUUGAGUUAAUUAUGGCGCUGUAAGAAUUAAUUUUUGCAUAUGAAAGAAGGUUUCCUACAUGUCCUCUGAUCCCUAUGUUUGUAGCCAGUGACACCGUAAACGAAUAUAAGAGUGAGGAUGAAGCUAUCCAUGUGAUUGAACGGCGCUGUAAGCUGGAUAUAGAUGCACCACGGCUGUUGAAAAAGAUUGCAGGAGUGGAUUAUGUCUACUUUGUCCAGAAGAAUUCUUUGAACAGACGAGAAAGGACUUUGCAUAUAGAAGCCUACAAUGAAACCUUCUCUAACAGAGUCAUUAUUAACGAGCACUGCUGUUACACAGUUCAUCCUGACAAUGAAGACUGGACCUGUUUUGAACAGUCAGCAAGUCUGGAUAUAAAAUCUUUUUUUGGUUUUGAAAGCACAGUGGAAAAGAUUGCUAUGAAGCAGUACACCAGCAAUAUUAAAAAGGGAAAAGAAAUAAUAGAAUACUACCUGAAGCAGCUGGAGGAAGAAGGAAUAACUUUUGUUCCUCGCUGGACUCCUCCUGUUGCGUGUAAAUUGGAGAGCAGCGCACGCCCCGCGAGACGGCCAGCUUCACCCGCUGUUAAUAUACCAGACUCUGCCACAAAGGAGGGCUCGAACAAUAAGGAGAUCCUCAACACCGCAGGCAGCCCCUCGGAGCCCACAGCAGGAACGCCCGAUGACAAGCUGGACGCAGACUACAUCAAGCGGUAUCUGGGUGACUUGACACCAAUGCAGGAAAGCUGCCUCAUUCGACUGAGACAGUGGCUCCAGGAGACGCACAAGGGCAAAAUCCCAAAGGAUGAGCACAUUUUAAGAUUCCUGCGUGCCCGGGACUUCAACAUUGAUAAAGCAAGAGAGAUCCUUUGCCAGUCGCUGACGUGGCGUAAGCAGCACCAGGUAGACUAUAUUCUAGACACCUGGAACCCUCCUCAGGUACUCCAAGAUUACUAUGCAGGUGGCUGGCAUCACCAUGACAAAGAUGGUCGCCCGCUGUAUGUGCUGAGGCUGGGACAGAUGGAUACAAAAGGCUUAGUGCGAGCUCUUGGGGAAGAGGCCUUGCUUCGAUACGUUCUUUCAAUAAAUGAAGAAGGACUGAGGCGAUGUGAGGAGAAUACGAAAGUAUUUGGCAGGCCAAUAAGCUCUUGGACCUGUCUGGUAGAUCUAGAAGGCUUGAACAUGCGACAUUUGUGGAGACCUGGUGUCAAAGCAUUGCUAAGAAUCAUUGAGGUGGUCGAAGCUAAUUACCCUGAGACUUUGGGUCGUCUUCUUAUCCUAAGAGCACCUCGAGUAUUCCCAGUUCUUUGGACACUGGUUAGUCCAUUCAUUGAUGACAACACUAGAAAGAAAUUCCUUAUUUAUGCUGGAAAUGACUACCAGGGUCCUGGGGGGCUGCUGGAUUACAUUGAUAAAGAAAUUAUCCCUGAUUUUCUUGGUGGAGAGUGCAUGUGUGAAGUACCAGAGGGCGGGCUGGUUCCCAAGUCCCUCUACCGGACAGCAGAAGAGUUGGAAAAUGAAGACAUAAAGCUUUGGACUGAAACAAUCUACCAGUCCGCAAGUGUCUUCAAAGGAGCGCCGCAUGAGAUUCUCAUUCAGAUUGUGGAUGCCUCGUCUGUGAUCACGUGGGAUUUCGAUGUGUGCAAGGGCGACAUUGUUUUUAACAUCUUUCAUUCCAAAAGAGCCCCACAGCCUCCGAAGAAGGACUCUCUGGGAGCUCACAGUAUUACAUCUCCUGGUGGGAACAACGUCCAGUUGAUAGACAAAGUCUGGCAGUUGGGGCGUGAUUACAGCAUGGUGGAGUCUCCUCUUAUCUGCAAAGAAGGGGAGAGUGUGCAGGGAUCGCAUGUGACCAGGUGGCCUGGCUUCUAUAUUCUCCAGUGGAAAUUUCAUAGCAUGCCUGCCUGUGCUACAACCAACCUGCCUCGUGUGGAUGAUGUGCUAGCAUCUCUGCAGGUCUCCUCUCACAAGUGUAAAGUGAUGUACUAUACAGAAGUAAUAGGAUCUGAAGAUUUCAGGGGAUCUAUGACCAGCCUUGAAUCAAGCCACAGUGGAUUCUCCCAGCUCAGUGCUGCCACCACCUCUUCUAGCCAGUCCCACUCCAGCUCCAUGAUUUCCAGGUAGUGCCACAACGGAUGAGAUGGCUGGACCCUCGCCUGUGGCAGCUGACUGCGAUACAGCAUACUCAGCCGGCAAUUGCGCAAAAAACCCCCACCCCACUAAAGCCUUUUACAGAUAUAAAGUAGCUGUUUGAAUUUUAAACUUAGUUGUUUUGGUCCUUGUUAGAUCCAACAGCGUGUCUCUUAACUUUAAUUCAUUUUCCUAACUCAGCCAUAAAUAUUUUUGCAAGUGUGCUUGCACAAAUCCUAACUCUGAACACAAGGGCUCUCACUGAAAGGAAGAAUAACCAGUGCAUCAGUUAAGAAGAUUUUUUUUUAACUUGUGUGAAUGUUAAAAAGCAAAAAAGAGAAAAACCCUACCAAAAAUGCUCCUUAGUGCAUUAGAGAUCAACUGCAAAUCUCCUGUCAGGACAUUCCUUGCCAUCUUAAGAAAUCCCCUGUGAUCUUCCAGUGCUGCAAACUGUUCUCCCGUUGCCACUUAAGUGAUGUCCGAGACAAAGAAGCAGUUGCUGGAUACUUGACUUUGUGAGUCCGUUUUUUUCAAAGCACGCCCACAGAGCU